AAAGAUGUUGUAACCCUGACCCUCAAGCCCAGCUUCCUUUCCUAACAAUGCUGGGGAGGAACCCAGGCUGGGGGAGAAGUUAAAGCCAGAGGAGGGGCAGGAAUGUCUGAGGUGGCAACACUUCUCUCCAGCCAGACAGCACUGGCCAGUUUGAAGUCUGUCCAUCCUGCAGGCCACAAGCUCUGGAGGAGGAACUUGAGGCGCAUCGCUAGCCCCUGAUCAUUUCACCUAAAAGAGCAAGGACUAGAGUUCCUGACCUCCAGGCCAGUCCCUGAUCCCUGACCUAAUGUGUGUUUGCAGUGAUGAUAAAACGAAUAUAUACAUCUACGGGGGCCUGGGGUUGGGCGGGCUCCUGCUUCUGGCUGUGGUUCUUCUGUCCGUCUGCCUGUGUCAGCUGCAUCGAAGAGUGAAGAGGCUGCAGAGAAGCUGGGUCCAGGGGUCCUCAGAGCAGGAGCUCCACUAUGCGUCUCUGCAGAGGCUCCCAGUGUCCAGCAGUGAAGGACCUGACCUCAGGGACAGAGACAAGAGAGGCACCAAGGAGGAUCCCAGAGCUGACUAUGCCUGCAUUGCUGAGAACAAACCCACCUGAGCACCCCAGAUACCUUCCUCAACCCAGGCGAGUGGACAGGGUCCUCCUGUGGUCCACCCAGUAAAGACCAUGGUCCCCCCACUUCUGUGUCUCAGUCCUCUCAAUCCAUCUCGAGCCUCCAUUCAAAAUGAUCAUCAUCAAAACUUAUGUGGCUUUUUGACCUUUGAAUAGGGAAUUUGUUUUUUAAAAAUUAAAAUUAAAAAAACACGUGGCUCACCCUUCCACCCA
Messenger RNA from Rhinopithecus roxellana (golden snub-nosed monkey), 817 nucleotides. It is a transcript of the gene LST1, whose product is annotated as leukocyte specific transcript 1. The transcript has 5 exons. Gene Ontology annotation, cellular component: membrane. Gene Ontology annotation, biological process: immune response; dendrite development; cell morphogenesis. NCBI's taxonomy places the organism in Eukaryota, Metazoa, Chordata, Mammalia, Primates, Cercopithecidae. The record is from RefSeq and is a predicted model, not a curated record. The coding region runs from base 287 to 589 and encodes 100 amino acids.